Messenger RNA from Cyprinodon tularosa, 2088 nucleotides. RefSeq names its product urotensin-2 receptor. Gene Ontology annotation, cellular component: membrane. Bases 258 to 1391 code for a protein of 377 amino acids. NCBI's taxonomy places the organism in Eukaryota, Metazoa, Chordata, Actinopteri, Cyprinodontiformes, Cyprinodontidae. Gene Ontology annotation, biological process: neuropeptide signaling pathway; regulation of blood pressure; blood vessel diameter maintenance. Gene Ontology annotation, molecular function: urotensin II receptor activity. The transcript has 2 exons. The record is from RefSeq and is a predicted model, not a curated record.
GACAGAUGGACAGAGAGCCGCGCUGAUAACUGAAGGGGACAGAACUGAUCUUCAGCUUCAGAUAAGAAACAUUAAACCUCCCCAUGCUGAAUGUGAGAUGCAAAGAAGAAGAUUAGAGAAUGGGAGCUGAGCUUUUAUACUCAACAAACAUCCUUUUUUAAACGUCCAGGAUUUUUCAACCCAGUAUUUUUUUUCUGUUUUUCCUCUUCUGAACAGCAGUCUUAGAUUUCACUCUAACAUAUUAACAUUUUAACAUAAUGGACCCCUCUUCAGCUCCUACUGCUCCGUACACGUUUACUCCCAUCCAGAACGUCUCAGUGCCUUCCUCCUCUCCCUCUGUCUCUCCAUCUCCAAGCUUUGCCUCUACAGCUCUCUUCUGCUCCCUCCUCUCGCUCCUCUCUCUGCUGGGCAUCACAGGAAACCUUUACACUUUGGUUCUCCUCCUGAGGCGCAGCAGAGGUAGGAGAAGACGUGGAGCGGGACCGGCCUGCUGCCUAACAGGAAUACCCAUCCCCUCUUGCCUUGCAAACUCUGCCUCCCCUUCCUCCUCCCCCUCGUCCUCCCCUUCUUCCUCCUCUCUUCACCUCCAGGUGCUGAGUCUGGCACUGGCAGACCUGCUCUACCUUUUCACCGCUCCCUUCAUCGUGUAUGACAGCUUGGCAUCAGGAUGGACCUUCGGGGAGCUGGGAUGCCGCCUCCUCCUGAGCCUGGACCUCCUCACCAUGCAUGCCUCCAUCUUUACCCUCACUGCCAUGAGCAUGGACCGCUACAGAGCUGUAGCCCAUCCCUUGCGCACCUCAUCUUCCAACUCCUCUAACCUGCUGCGGGUGAGCCUGGCAUGGGGUCUGGCUGUGGCUCUUAGCCUGCCCAUGAUGAUCACCUUGCACCUGGAGGAUGGGGAGCACGGGGAAGGACAGCUUUGUGUCCCAGCCUGGGACGAACAGAGCUCCAAGGCUUAUCUGAGUGUACUUUUCUGUACCAGCAUCCUUGGCCCUGGAUUGGCUAUCGGAGGACUUUACGCCACUCUGGGCCGGCUGUACUGGGUAUCACAGACCCAGCCAGCAUGGGCCAACGGUAACAGCACAGCAAGCAGUCCCAGAGCACCAAAGCCUAAAGUCCUGCUACUCAUCCUAGGUAUUGUCUUGGCCUUUUGGGCCUGCUUCCUCCCCUUCUGGAUAUGGCAGCUGCUCCCCCUCUACCAGCCAGACAUGCUUCGAACAUUACCGGUUGGAACCCAGGUGACCGUUAACCGCAUUCUUACAGGACUAACUUACGGAAAUUCUUGUGUCAAUCCCUUCUUCUACACAUUACUGACUGGGAAACGGAAACCCAACAGGCGUGUGCUUGCAUCAGCGAAUCGGCUCUGCUGCAAGGGCAGUCCACUGCAGUAACGUGAUUGUCUCCAACAGCAGAGCCUAAAAUGCGAUGGUGCUUAUGAGAGUGCAAUAAUCUAUGAGGAUGCUUUAGAGAUUCCAAUAUAGGCUACCAAAGAUCAGUGACUCCAUCUGUGAGAUGAAAAAUUUGAAUAUUCAAGAAAUGAUAGCACUUUGUAUUAAAGCUUCAUGGAGGGUAAUUCUUUUUUCUUAGAGAAUAUGAAUAAUACUGAGCUUCACCUGCAAAAGAUAAAAAUGUUUGUAAGAUGUUUCUACAAUGAUCAGAUGGUACUGUGCCUUGCAAAGGUAACCUCAGCAUUUUCUUUUAAUAAUCACAAACUUCUGUGUUUUUCAUGUAAUAGAUGGAGAGUAUUGCCUUCAUUGUGAACUACAAUUGUGCUCUGUAAUUUCUAUCCAACUUUUUCUGCAUCAAUGGUUUCAAUUAAAUAUGCAAAAAUUCAAAUGAAGGAGAUUUAGGUCCAACCCAUUUUAAGAUAUCACUAUACUUUGAUCUAAAUAUUUUAAAUCUAUAUUGCCCUGCUGGAAAGAGAAGAUUCACCACAGUUUGACUGAUGCUGUCAGUUUUAAGUGUACAGCCAUGUCAGUGGGCUUGCAUACGUAUUGUACCUUUUCUGUUUUAGGAGAAUGUAUUGAACAAUACAUUGUGAGAGGCUUCAAGCUCGGGGAGAAUGUUCUCUCUAACCUGCCUGCCUUG